AAGAACGGCAAACACGGGGAUUAACGCGGGAGACUGCGUCAAGAUGCCGUUUAUGCACGACUUAGAGAACGAUGUUUUCGGCGAAGAGAAAUACUGGGUUCAGGUGACGCCGGAGCAGAUACGGGACUUGCGGCAACAUUUUCUCGACACUUGGAACGAGGAAGAUGACCUGUAUUACCCGGAUGACGUGAAACGGCUUCGUGAGAGCGACGACUUCUGCCGUCGCGUCAUCACCCACGUGAGGCUGGACAUGACCAUCGCCCACAAACUCCUCAAUUACUCACUGAAAUGGCGAAAAUUCGUCAACAUCCAAGAUGUCAAAGAAGAGAAGCUCAUGAAAGAAAUUUUCCAAAGAGCUGCCCUGUUUCCAUACAACAAGGACAAGUGUGGCUGCCACAUUUUGAUGCUACGGCUGAAGCUUUACAGCAAGAACCUGGUUCCCUCCGAGGAGCUCAAGCAGACGCUUUUAUUCUUCUUAGAAAAGAUGUACAACGAAAUAGGUGCCAAGCGCAUCACCAUGCUCUUCGAUUGCACAGACGCAGGCAUCGGCAAUGUCGAUCUCGACAUGGUCAGGUUCAUACUGAACACUUUCCUCAAGAGGUACCCUCUUGGUAUGGGUUACGUGAUCGUCUAUGAUAUGCCCUGGCUAUUCACAGCGGCCUGGAAGAUCAUCAAGGGUUGGCUCAUACCAGAAGCGGCUGCGAGGAUCAAAAUGGUCAACAAAGACCAAAUCAAAGAAUACAUCGAUGAGAAAAAUCUGCCUGUCAGAAUGGGAGGGAAGGACGAAUACGAGUAUGAAUACAAGCCAGGCAACCCAUUGGGGGAUCGUUGCCCGGGUCCUGACAACAAGACAGACAGGGAGGCCUAGAACGGACAUCAGUGUCACUCACAAAGACUACCUCUUCAUUCUGCCGGCACCUCUUCAUUGAAACGGUAUUAAAGAUGAACAGAAAGUGUUCCUACCUGUGCAGUCAAAAAUGGACUUUUGACGGAUCACACAGGUCGCGUUCUCGCAAAGAAAAGCGGACUUUCAUUUGUAUGGACGUUCACCGUUUUGCGAACGGCCUAAUAAAUAUUUUCUUUGUUUC
This is a messenger RNA of Ornithodoros turicata, 1088 nucleotides long. Its product is annotated as motile sperm domain-containing protein 2-like. Lineage: Eukaryota; Metazoa; Arthropoda; Arachnida; Ixodida; Argasidae. Gene Ontology annotation, cellular component: endoplasmic reticulum-endosome membrane contact site; endomembrane system. The coding region runs from base 44 to 868 and encodes 274 amino acids. The record is from RefSeq and is a predicted model, not a curated record. The transcript is spliced from 8 exons.